Molecule: messenger RNA, 870 nt
Organism: Trypanosoma theileri
Lineage: Eukaryota; Euglenozoa; Kinetoplastea; Trypanosomatida; Trypanosomatidae
Exons: 1
Coding region: 1-870 (289 amino acids)
Cellular component (GO): mitochondrial matrix
Source: RefSeq, a predicted model, not a curated record
AUGUGGCGGAGAGGAGCUGCAUUCCUGGUGCGGCAACAACAACAACAACAUCAUGCGCUGCUCAAGACGACAGCCGCAUCUCUGUUUGCGGGUUUAGCACACCGCACACUCUCGACGGGUGUGGAGGUGGAGGAGGAUGAGGCCACCGUGUGGGCGCGAUCAAUGGAGGAGAAGUACGGCCCAGGCGCCUACAAACUCUUCCGCCCACUCUACAAAGAUCUCGCAGAUGAGAUGCGGCGGGAAGCGACCACAAAGCCACCACCGCCAAUAGAUGGAUGGUCCGUGCGGCACGAUGAAGCUGGCAACAUUGCCGUCUUUACGCGAGCAGCGGAUGAGAAGAUGCGUAUUGGCCGAGUAGUAGCGUAUAGUCCAAUUGAGAUGGCGAACCCGCCAAAGAUUAAUGACUUGUUGUACUUUGUAGAUUGGUUUCCAGUAGAGGUGAUGGUGGAACGAAAUGGUGUUAUUGUGCAUUUUUCAAUGGCAGCUAACGAAGGUGGUAUGCAUAUGCGUAACGUUCGUGCUUACAAGGGAGAUUCUAAUGAUUAUUUAUUAUCCACAACAGAUGAUGCGAUAUGGGUACGACAUAAUCUUUAUUAUGAUGGUCCUUGUCUCUGGCAUCUUGAACUUGAUAUGCAAAAUGAGUUGUAUGAUGUUAUGCAAGAUCACGGUAUCACACUUGAUUGGAUGCGAUGGGCGGCGGAAUGGGUUUACUUUCUUGAGCACGUGGCGUAUGUGCGGUGGAAUGUAGGAAUGCUAGAGCAACUUAUACCCUCAGAAGAACGUGGGUCAGAGGAGGAUUUUCUAACGCCAGAGGAAAAAGAAGAGCUUAGCAAACCAACAGAGGAAUGGUUGGAGGGUCGAUAUGCAUAG